Molecule: messenger RNA, 1500 nt
Organism: Ilyonectria robusta
Lineage: Eukaryota; Fungi; Ascomycota; Sordariomycetes; Hypocreales; Nectriaceae
Product: chromate transporter-domain-containing protein
Exons: 4
Coding region: 1-1500 (499 amino acids)
Biological process (GO): chromate transport
Molecular function (GO): chromate transmembrane transporter activity
Source: RefSeq, a predicted model, not a curated record
AUGGCUGUAAGAAGAGGAUGGGAGGAUGCCGUGGACCAGUCGAGAACGAGGGCGUGGAACACGGUGAGGGAGAACUGGCACCUCGGGUUCACGUCCUUCGGGGGCCCACCCGUGCACUUCAAGAUUUUCCACGAUAAGUUUACGACUAAACUUGAGUGGAUUGAUGAGCAGGUGUAUCAGGAGCUAUUCAGCGUGUGCCAAGCCCUCUCGGGUCCGGGGAGCACGAAGAUGCAUUACUGUAUCAACCUUAUCCACGAUGGUUUCCCGUCCGCCAUCCUGGGCUUCCUUAUCUGGAGCCUCCCCGGCGCUCUGGGUAUGUACGGCCUCUCCGUCGGCGUAUCCAACAUUUCCGAGACGCUACCCCGGGCAGUCUACGCGCUGCUCUCAGGACUCAACGCAGCGACAGUGGGCAUUAUCGUGCUAGCGGCCGUAGAGCUAUCACGCAAGGCCAUCACGGACAAGAUAACGCGGGUCCUGGUGUUUUUGGCUGGCGCGGCGGGGAUGCUGUAUAACGCGCUGUGGUACUUCCCUCUGCUGAUGCUGCUGGCAGGGUUGGCGGCAGUGGUGCACGAUUAUCGGUGGGUGCAUAGACCUGUCAAGGCGGUGGUGGCUUUCUUCAAGAAGAAGAGGGAGGUGAGGGCGGAAGAAGGGGUUGACAUGGUUGAGUGUGGGGUGCAGGGUGUUGAGGCUCGGCCGCCGAGCCAAGCGCCCAGGGGCUCGAGAGAUGACCAGGGAUCGCCGACGCCGCCUCCCGAGACGCAGGACGACGAUCGCAGCGCGUCAGUCGCAGACGAGCCACGCUUUAUUCCCCCCGAGCGCCGCCUCAGCAUAUCGUGGAAGCUCGGCCUAGGCGUUAUCCUGGCCUUUCUCGCCAGCUUUAUCGUCGUUAUGGUGCUGCGGGGGGUACUGCCUCAGAAGCCGCUGCUAUAUCGCCUAUUCGCCAAUAUGUACCUUGCGGGAACUAUUAUCUUUGGUGGCGGGCCUGUCGUUAUUCCGCUGCUGCGUGAGUACGUCGUUGCGGAGGGGUGGGUAAGCACGAGAGACUUCCUUAUCGGGCUGGCUAUUAUUCAGGCUUUCCCUGGGCCCAACUUUAACUUUGCCGUCUACCUGGGCAGCCUAACGGCCUCUAAAGCCGGGCUGAGCAGCGUAGCCGGCGCGCUGCUGGGGUACCUGGGUAUUUUCCUACCCGGGAUGUGGCUCGUACACGGGACGAUGGGGAUCUGGAGUGCGGUGAGGGGCCUGCGGUGGGUGAAGUCGAUGCUGAGGGGUGUUAACGCUGGCGCUGUUGGCCUGAUCUACACGGCUGUAUACCGCCUGUGGCAGAUUGGGUAUAUUGACGAGGGGUACCGGAACGGGACGAGCCUGGCGGUUGAGCCGUGGUGGGUGGUGGUGACGGCAACAAGCUACGUCGGCGGGAUGUGGUUUGGCGUGAAGCCGGCUGUGGCGAUUAUCAUGGGUGCAGUGAUGGGGCUGAUCUGGUACGGGGUUGUAACGACUUAA